This is a messenger RNA of Dipodomys spectabilis (banner-tailed kangaroo rat), 1597 nucleotides long. RefSeq names its product kelch like family member 42 (gene Klhl42). Lineage: Eukaryota; Metazoa; Chordata; Mammalia; Rodentia; Heteromyidae. The transcript has 3 exons. Bases 36 to 1550 code for a protein of 504 amino acids. Gene Ontology annotation, molecular function: protein binding. The record is from RefSeq and is a predicted model, not a curated record.
CCGGGCUGCGGGGCGCGGGGCGCGCGGGCCCAGCCAUGUCUGCGGAGGAGAUGGUGCAGAUCCGCCUGGAGGACCGUUGCUUCCCAGUGAGCAAGCGGAAGCUGAUCGAGCAGAGCGACUACUUCCGCGCGCUUUACCGCUCGGGCAUGCGGGAGGCCCUGGGCGCAGAGGCCGGGGGGCCCGAGGUGCAGCAGCUGCGCGGCCUGAGCGCCCCGGGCCUGCGGCUGGUGCUGGAGUUCAUUGACGCGGGCGGCGCCCGCGAGGGCUGGGUCCCGGGCGCGCGGGGCCCGGCGGGCGGAGGCCGGCCGGAGGAAGAGGAGGACGAGGCCGGGCUGCUGGCCGGGCUGGUGGAGGCCGCCUCCUUCCUGCAGGUCACCCCCCUGCUGCAGCGCCUGCUGUCCCACGUGCGCCUCUCCAACUGCCUGGAGCUCUACCGCCUGGCCCUGGUCUACGGCCUGCCCGACCUGCGGGACGCCUGCCUGGCCUUCAUGGCCGUCCACUUCCACCAGGUGCUGUGCCAGCCUCAGUUUCCCCUCCUGGCCCCUCCCGCGCCCGCCCCGGGGGACGUCGGCCUGAAGCAGCAGCUGCUGGAAGCCCGGAUGGCGGGGACCCCCGUCCUGGUGGCCUUGGGGGACUUCUUGGGGGGGCCCCUGGCCCCACACCCCUACCAGGGCGAACCCCCGUCCAUGCUCAGGUACGAGGAGACGACCGAGCGCUGGUUCCCCCUGGCCAGCAAUCUGCCCCCGGACCUGGAGAACGUCCGGGGCUACGGUGCCGCUGCCCUGCACAACUACCUCUUUAUCGUGGGGGGCUACCGGGCCUCCAGCCAGGAGAUCGCCGCUGCGCACUCCUACAACCCCGGCGCCAACGAGUGGCUGCAGGUGGCCUCCAUGAACCAGAAGAGGUCUAACUUCAAACUCGUGGCAGUCCAUUCCAAGCUCUAUGCCAUUGGUGGGCAGGCCACAUCCAAUGUGGAGUGUUACAGCCCGGAGCAGGAUGCCUGGAAUUUUGUGGCACCCUUACCAAACCCUCUGGCUGAGUUCUCCGCAUGUGAGUGUAAAGGGAAGAUUUACGUCAUUGGAGGCUACACCACCAGAGACCGCAACAUGCAUGUCCUGCAGUACUGCCCGGUAUCCGAUGUGUGGACACUCUUCGAGACCUGCGGUGUCCACGUUCGCAAGCAGCAGAUGGUGUCUGUGGAGGAGACCAUUUACAUGGUGGGGGGCUGCCUCCAUGAGUUCGGGCCCGGCCGGAGGAGCGGCCAGAGCCAGGACAUGCUGACAGUGCAGGCCUACAACACGGCUACCCGGCAAUGGCUCCACCUCAAGGAGAACACAUCCAAGUCGGGCCUGAACCUGACCUGUGCGCUGCAUAAUGACGGCAUCUACAUCAUGAGCAGGGACGUGACUCUGUCCACCAGCCUGGAGCACCGCGUCUUCCUCAAGUACAAUGUCUUCUCCCACAGCUGGGAGGCCUUCCGCCGCUUCCCCGCCUUCGGACACAACCUGCUCCUCUCUUCGCUCUACCUGCCCAGCACGGCCCGGACGUGAUGCACGCACGCAUGCACGCACGCAUGCACGCAUGGAUGGAUGGAUGA